This is a messenger RNA of Acanthopagrus latus (yellowfin seabream), 1467 nucleotides long. It is a transcript of the gene dnttip1, whose product is annotated as deoxynucleotidyltransferase terminal-interacting protein 1. Bases 288 to 1208 code for a protein of 306 amino acids. The transcript has 13 exons. Lineage: Eukaryota; Metazoa; Chordata; Actinopteri; Spariformes; Sparidae. Gene Ontology annotation, cellular component: nucleus. Gene Ontology annotation, molecular function: DNA binding; nucleosome binding. The record is from RefSeq and is a predicted model, not a curated record.
AAUUUAGCUUCACGCAACCGGAAGAAGCCGAAGUGUAACUUCCUGGAAACAAAGAAAACACCACCGUCCAAACGUAUCGAUUACUGAUUGAUCAGUUUUGAGGGAACGUCGCAGGCUUGUCGGUGUAUGUCAGCGGUAACUCUCCGGUAACGGUAACGGCACUUUAAAUAUCUGCUGCGGAGAUAAAACGGCUCGAACUGCCGCUGUUAGCUUUGCUGCUGUUAGCCUAGCCUAGCAGAGUCAGCACAGUUGUACCCGGACCGGACAGGGUCAGGACCUUUUCCAACAUGGGAGCCCACCGCAGUGAGGGGGGCCGGGACUGGUUAGAGCAGGACGGGCCGGAGCAGCCGGAGCAGAGCCCGAAGCCAUGGAACCUGAUGAUAAAACACAGACAAAUUCACAGACGAGGACGACGCUCACACAUGGCAGUCAGUUACACUGAUCCUCAGGUUUCCAUGGACCUGCUGAGGGCGGUGCUUCAGCCCAGCUUCAACGAUGACAUCAUGGCUGUGUUCAAGAAGUACCACAAGUUCUUUGAGAAAGCGGCAGAGAAUGUGAAGGAGAACGUUGGCGAUGAUGUCCAGACCGAUCAGCUGAUCAAAGAGGCCUGCAGGAACGUUCUGGAACAUGCCAAACAGCUGUUUCCAGAGGUAGAGGUGAAGAGGGCGGGGCCUGAGGUGCCCAUCAAGAGGUCUAGAGUUGCUGAUGAAGAUUACAGCCAGCGAGGAAGCCCCCUCCCCAAGAAGAGGAGGACACGUCCAGGUGCGGCAGCCAUCUCUUCUGAUCGACAGCACACCUUCUCCACUCAAGUGAAGCUCAAGUCUGAUCCCAUCAAGAGAGAAGGACCAAAGUGGGAUCCAUCCAGACUGAGCGACAGCAGCACGUUUGUUCUCGGCUCCAGAGCCAACAAGGCCCUGGGGAUGGGCGGGACCAGAGGACGUAUCUACAUCAAACAUGCUGAUCUGUUUAAGUAUGCAGCAGAUGCGAAGGAUAAGCAGUGGUUGGCAGAGAGACACCACAUGAGAGCAACGGGAGGGAAGAUGGCCUACCUGCUGAUCGAGGAGGACAUCCAGGAUUUGUCUCGCAGUGACGAGUACAAGGACUGUCCAGAUGUCAGGAUGGACGAACUGAAACCGUUCUCUGUUCCUGUGUGGAUGGUGGAGAAGAUGCAGAGAGCCAUGGAGGCUCAGAGAGAGGCUGACCUCUGACCUCACACUGAUCAUGUGACCAGCAGGCUCUCAUCUGAUUGGCUGCUUCUAUUGUUUUUCUUCUUACUGCUGUUUUUUAAAAAAUAAAUAAAACUGUGUUCACCUCCUAAACUGAACUCAACACAAUAUGAAUACUCCAACAGUAAAGAGCAGAGGGUCUGAAGCUUGAUUACAUUAUGAUGAAUUGAUCACCAUUAACGACUGAUUAUGUCGCUCUGAUGUCACAGGAAGUCACCAUGUAAUAAAUCAAUGAAACAUC